This is a messenger RNA of Chanos chanos (milkfish), 1110 nucleotides long. It is a transcript of the gene bud31, whose product is annotated as BUD31 spliceosome associated protein. The record is from RefSeq and is a predicted model, not a curated record. The transcript is spliced from 4 exons. Lineage: Eukaryota; Metazoa; Chordata; Actinopteri; Gonorynchiformes; Chanidae. Gene Ontology annotation, cellular component: spliceosomal complex; nucleus. Gene Ontology annotation, biological process: mRNA splicing, via spliceosome. The coding region runs from base 93 to 527 and encodes 144 amino acids.
GUAAACAAGACGCGACCACAACAGGCAAGCGCACCGCAGUCGAUCUGGAUAAUUCCAGAACCUGUUAUUGUUAUUGUGAAGAAUUCUGAAUCAUGCCCAAGGUAAAAAGAAGUAGAAAACCACCUCCAGACGGCUGGGAGCUGAUUGAACCAACUCUUGAUGAGCUGGAUCAGAAAAUGAGGGAAGCCGAAACUGAACCUCAUGAGGGAAAACGGAAAGUUGAAUCGCUGUGGCCAAUAUUUAGGCUUCAUCAUCAACGUAGUCGCUACAUUUUCGACUUGUUCUACAAAAGAAAGGCCAUAAGCAGAGAGCUUUACGACUACUGCAUAAAGGAGGGAUAUGCAGAUAAAAACCUGAUUGCCAAAUGGAAGAAACAGGGCUAUGAAAAUCUCUGCUGUUUGCGAUGCAUUCAGACUCGUGACACCAAUUUUGGUACAAACUGCAUUUGCAGAGUUCCAAAAAGCAAACUUGAAGUGGGUCGUAUAAUUGAAUGCACUCACUGUGGAUGCCGGGGAUGCUCUGGGUGAAUCAAAGACAUUUGAUGCCUUUUUCCUCUUCUGGGACAUCAGGGCUCAUCACAUCCUUGAUCUAUAUGUCUGUAAAUAUCUCUGUCCAUCCUUAGGUUAUUAUUCCAUUCCUUACUUUACAUCUGUAUUUGACUGUGAUUGAAAAUGAGAGUGCAUAUUGUCUCUCAUUUUAAUGAUGGAUGGAAUGCUGUUUCUUUAAUAUACACUUCUUUUGUUUUCCCCUCAUGUUUUACCAUUCAGAAUAAAAUGUAUUGUUUUUAAAAAUUUUUCAAAAAAUGUCAGUUGAAAUAUGACAUGUUGGCAGCAGAAGUAACUUUAGGGACUUCCUUUAGGGUCAUUAAAGAUCUUUGAAGUCUUUUAUAUCACAAAACAGGACCCUGGCUUUGGUUUAUCUCAUUGUAUCAUCACUCACUGGGAUUAUAUACUUGCUUCAAUAUAGAUACUCUUAAUUGUUUUGUGAUGUGUUCUCAAAAUAAAUUUAUUUUGGGAUAAUCAAUGCAUUUUUACAUUUCAGUUUAGGGUUUAGUUUAAUUCAGUUAGGGUGAAUUUAAUGUAAUGUCCUACCAUUUGGAGACCUUUUUUG